GCUAUGCGUCUUCUAAAACGGUCAAACAAUUUAGUUAAAUUGAACAUUCCGAACAAUGAAUAACGGAAAGAAAAUUCAAUCAAAUGAUCUAUCAGAUUCAACCACGGCUUGCGGUGCAAAAGGAUUAACAACAAAAAACAGAGCGUCGCUCAUAUCGAAAACUUCCAGAAAUAAUCCGACAAAUACGAAAGUACUGGGCACGUCAAACCGAACGACGAUCGAUCCGAUUAAAAUGGGAAUAUCAUCGCUGCCGCGAAGAACGACAAUAUCUACAAGGCGAAUAAGCGGAACGUACCAUACGACCCAGCGGUUGAAGAAGACACCAACGACGCUGGCGAAGCGAAUGACGAUAGACGCAAAAUCGUUCAAUCAAAAACGUGAUGCGACUGACAGUUCGAAGACUUUAUUUGCCAAACCUAAGAAAACAACCGACAAAUUGGCGUGCCCCGUCCCGUCCUGUGACAUGACAUUCUUCUACAAGACUUCCUUGGCUGCGCACGUCAAAUCGCAUGCACCACAAAAUAACUGUGAACAUUGUGGUCGAACGUUUGGCAUUCCCACAGCAUUGUCGAAGCAUUUACGCGAGAAUUGUACGAAGAUAUCGGUUGCUGGGCGAAAGAAACUACUAGAAAGUGACGCCAAGCUGGAAAAGCAGAAAACUCCUGUCAGAAGUCCGAGAUUGAACCGUGCCAGAGAUGAGCUGUUAGAUUUAGUGUUCACGUCGGAAUUGGACCGACUGAAGGCGGUUCCAUUUAAGGAUUUUGUUCCCAUCAAAGGUAUCGGACGGACUCCAAGAAAGUUGAUAAAAUGCUACGAUUGUGGCGAAAAAUUCAAAAAUCCACUGCAAUUUGCAACACAUGCAGAGCACUGUGAUGCGCCAAAAGUUGAUUUGAAGAUGAAUGCAAUCUAAGAUUUAUGUGUGCGUGUGUGACUGGUGUGACUCCGAGGCAAUAAAAUAAAAAUAUUUCUGAAUUUGUAUCAAUUGA
Molecule: messenger RNA, 986 nt
Organism: Bradysia coprophila
Lineage: Eukaryota; Metazoa; Arthropoda; Insecta; Diptera; Sciaridae
Biological process (GO): regulation of transcription by RNA polymerase II
Cellular component (GO): nucleus
Molecular function (GO): RNA polymerase II cis-regulatory region sequence-specific DNA binding; DNA-binding transcription factor activity, RNA polymerase II-specific
Source: RefSeq, a predicted model, not a curated record